This is a messenger RNA of Rosa chinensis, 1194 nucleotides long. RefSeq names its product protein ALP1-like. The transcript has 4 exons. Lineage: Eukaryota; Viridiplantae; Streptophyta; Magnoliopsida; Rosales; Rosaceae. Bases 1 to 1194 code for a protein of 397 amino acids. The record is from RefSeq and is a predicted model, not a curated record.
AUGUCUGAAAUGGACAUGUAUGGAGCUGAUGAAGAGGAAGAGCAGUUUUACGAGGCUGUUAAGAUAUUAUUAAUGGCAAUACAAGCAGUGAUUUAUGUGUUAUACGAACUUGUGUUCAGCAUACGUGGUGAACAUAUUAGACGUCCGCUGACUCGUCGACCAGUGAAAUCAAGUGGAUACAUAUAUAUGCACAACAUAUUGGACAGAGACCCUCAAAUCUUUAGAGAUGUGUAUAGAAUGUAUCCUGACGUGUUUCGAAAAUUAUGUAGCAUCCUAAAAGCGAAAACACCUUUACGGGAUACAAGACACAUUUGUGUUGAAGAAAUGCUUGCAACCUUUUUACUAGUUGUCGGCCAAAAUAAUCGAUACAGUGAAGCUCGGCUGAUAUUUGAGCGAUCUCAUUUUGCUGUUAGCAGAAGUUUCAACAAAGUCUUGAAGGCCUUGAAUACAAUAGCACCACAGUUUAUGGCUAAACCUGAAUCCAUACCACCUAACAUAAGAGAAAGUACAAGGUUCUAUCCUUACUUUAAGGAUUGUGUCGGAGCUAUAGAUGGCACGCAUAUUCCUGCAACGGUAGUUGGACGUGAGUUCAUAUAUGUGAUUAGUGGAUGGGAGGGUUCCGCUCAUGAUUCAAAAGUGUUGAAUGAUGCGAUUUCUAGACGAAAUGGACUCAAAGUGCCACCAGGUAAAUAUUACUUAGGGGACUGCGGAUUCCCAAAUCGACGUCGGUUCCUAGCUCCAUUUCGAGGUACUCGAUAUCACCUCAAAGAUUUUGGUGGUGAAGGAAAUCAUCCUGUCAAUGCAAUUGAGUUAUUCAAUCUUCGCCAUGCUUCCUUGAGGAACGUAAUUGAGAGAAUAUUUGGAAUAUUUAAGUCGCGUUUCACAAUCUUCAAAUCAGCACCACCAUUUUUAUAUAAGACACAAGCAGAACUAGUUUUGGCUUGUGCAGGACUGCACAAUUUUCUUCGACAGGAAUGUCGUUCAGAUGAAUUUCCUCUUGAACCAGAAGAAGAUCCGAUAGACAAUCACGAAGAUAAUUUUGAAUGGGAUGAUUUUCAAACCCAAGAUCAGCAAAGAGAGAAUGCUAAUGAAUGGAGAAUGAGUAUUGCUACUCAUAUGUGGACAGAUGCCCAACCAAAUGCCAACAAUGAAAACAAUGACAAUCAAGAAAGUGAAAAUGAGGGAGAAGAAUAA